This is a messenger RNA of Ilex paraguariensis (yerba mate), 3485 nucleotides long. NCBI's taxonomy places the organism in Eukaryota, Viridiplantae, Streptophyta, Magnoliopsida, Aquifoliales, Aquifoliaceae. The record is from the annotation of a GenBank genome assembly.
UUCUGAAGAAUCUGAACUAAAACACAUACAAUUGUGAGGCAAAGAAUGCUGCAGAAACAUUAGACCUCUCUCUCUCUCUCUCUCUCAUUUUUCGUCUGCAGCUCGGAAAAGCUGUGUGUGUCUCAGAAACUCUCUGAUUUUCUCUGAACUCACUUUUUCGAAGCAAGAGAUUUUUUCUUCUUUCGGUAUUGUUUGGACGGCGUCUAUGUUUCUGUUAGAUUUCUGAGUGAAAUUAAAGCAGAACCGUUCAUAUAUUUCGAUUUCUUGGAAUGAUAUAUCGUUUAUAUUUUGGGUUUGAAUAAGCUUUUGUUUUGAAGUUCAUCUACAACAAUGUCUGAACCAGCGAACGUUCGUCUGGUUCGUUGCCCAAAGUGCGAAAACCUACUACCAGAGGUCACUGAUUACUCUGUUUAUCAGUGUGGUGCUUGUGGUGCUGUUCUUCGAGCGAAGAAUAAUACUGUUGAGGCAGAUUCAUUCUCAGAGAAGUCUGAUGAAGAAAGGAUAAGAGGGGUUUCAGAGAAAUUUUCUGAGAAAUCGGAGAAUUUUGUCUUAUUGGAUAAACGAAUGGUGAGGCGGGAGGUUUUCAGUGAUGGGUCUGAGAAUGAUUGUAAGUCGAAUGGUAGUUCUAGUAGAUCUGAGAAGAGGAAAGAUUCGGUGAUAAGAGCUGAUAAGUGGGGUGUUGAAAAUGAUCUGGAGAUCAAUAAGAAUAUUGAUGAAUUCGGUCAUGCAAAGAUGUCAAAAGAAUUUGAGAACUUGAGACUGCAACAGGGAAAUGCAACUGGGUCAGGAAGGCGAAUGUCAGAUUGGAGAUUUGGGGAGAGAGGUGAGAUGGAGGGGAUGAGGAGGACCGAAAGGUUUGAUGUAGAGGAUGUGAGAUAUUCAUCUUCAAAGUACCCUGAAGAGAGUCCUUCGAAUUACCAGUUACAGUUAGGGUCCAGUUAUGGUUACGAUGAGCCAGAGAAGAAUAGGAAUGACUCAAGUGGGUUUAAUAAGGUGGAGUAUUAUGAACAAGAUCGAGCAGAGCUUUUGAAGAGAAUUGAUGAGCUGAAGGAUCAAAUUAGUAGGUCUUGUAAUGUAGCCGACAAACCCCAAGAAAAGGUUCCUCCAGACAGGAGGAUAGUUCAUCAGGAUCCUUAUAGUGGUUCUGAGUACUGGAUUCCUGAUGUCUCUUUGGGGUUGAAAAGAGCUUCAAUGCAAUAUCCUGCAGCUGAUAAACAUGUUGCAAGACCUCCUUAUAUUAGUCCUUAUGCAGAACCAUCUCCUUUUUCAAGUAAGCAGGAAAUGCUUAUGCAUAAUUUUUACCCUCCAAUUCAUAGAUCAUAUCAAAGUCAAGGAUUUGGCGAUCCUUUUAGAUCCCAUAUGCCAAGGAGAGUACCCCUCCAAGCACCAGGUCCUUUCCAACAGCAGCCACCUCACCCAUACUAUUCCGGGCUCUAUAUGGACAAUGAUAUGGUCCAGAAGGAUCCAUAUGAAACAUACCCACCUGAUAUGAACCCUCAUCAUCCAUCUUGCUCCUGUUUCCAUUGCUACAACAAAUACCACCAAGUUCCUCCACCUGUUAGAACUACUGGCUUCUAUGACAAAAGGGUUUCAACUGUCCCGAACGACCCGAUGUUCUCUCAUCAUGAACACCUUGGUGCAUUUGGUCCACAACAUUGUAAUAGUAAAAUUUCCAAUCCUCCUCCAUUUAAUAAUCCUAAUCCACAAUUCCAUACAAGAUGGUCCAGUGAUGUUAAUUCUGAAGUGGGUGGAUUUGUUCAUCGCCGUCCUCCAAGGGUAGUGGCGGCCCCUGGUGUGCGGCAUUGCCGCCCCAUAGCUGGUGCUGCUCCAUUUGUGGCAUGUUGCAAUUGUUUUGAAUUGCUGGAAAUGCCUAAGAAAGUUUUGCUCAUGGGAAAAAUUCAAAAGGAGAUGAGAUGUGGGGCAUGCUCUACGGUCAUCCUUUAUGAAGUUACCAACAAGCGACUUCUUGUUUCUGUUGCUGGAGAAGCAAAGAAAACUUUCGCAGAGGUUGAUAAUAGCUCUAAUGUAGUGAAGAAAGAUGGUAAUUCACAUAACCAUGGCCAUCUAACUGGGGCUAGCAUGAACUUUUCAUCCGAGGAUUAUGAUAAUUCCGGUUGUGAUUAUCAGUCAAUGGAUAGAGAACUGGUUUCAUCAUCGACAGCUCAGGGUUUUAACUCAAACAAGUCUGCAGAAAUGAAGAGCCUUCUAGCUACACCUUCCUGUACUUCUGACGAUGAGGACGAUCCAGAGAGUUUGACUGCUGCAAGAAAAAAUGCCAUCUCUGCUGAGCUGCCAAUUAAAGUUGAUGCGUCACCACCAGCUGCUGGUUCACCCCUUCAAGAUCAUUUUGACUACUCUACUAAAUACCAUCGAUCUGGAAAGGGAAAUGUGAGUGGACGCUCUGAACAGGAGAAAGAGAUGCCAAAGAGGGUUGUUUCAUGGCAAAAUUCUAUGAAAGAUUCAUCACUCGCAACUGAGAUUGAUAUAUCAUCCAAUGAGUACUCCAAUACUGGGACAUCUCAAGAUUCAAGUGAAGUGAGUAGAGGAGAAGGUCAACUGAGAGCCAACAAAAGAGCUGAAUCAUUCUUUGGCGGCAUUAUCAAGAAGGGCUUCAGGGACUCUUCUAAAUCUAGUCAAACUGAUGAGGAGGACAGUACCAAUGUUACAGUGAAUGGGCAUCCUAUACCAGAGCGGUUGAUUAAGAAGGCUGAAAAGUUAGCUGGACAAAUCCAUCCUGGACAAUACUGGUAUGAUUCCCGAGCUGGAUUCUGGGGUGUUAUGGGUGGGCCUUGUCUUGGCAUUAUUCCUCCAUUUAUUGAAGAAUUUAAUUAUCCCAUGCCAGAAAAUUGUGCUGGUGGAACCACCGGUGUUUUUGUGAAUGGGAGAGAGCUUCACCCAAAAGAUUUGAAUUUGCUUGGAAGUAGAGGGCUCCCAACUGAUGGAGAUAGAUCUUACAUUGUUGAGAUAUCUGGGAGAGUCCUGGAUGAGGACUCUGGUGAAGAGCUUGAAAGUCUUGGCAAACUCGCUCCAACGGUUGAGAAGUUAAAGCAUGGAUUUGGCAUGAAACCAAGAACGGCUGCUUAAGCGACGCUUUUCUUGGGACAACGAGCUUCCAUCAUUGCUUCCGAGUUUUGAAAGAUCUUGAAGAUGUGUUCUGUCAAGGAAUUGAAGUGAACAGUUUACAUUGACUUGACAAAUUUAUGAAAAGGAAACCUGAAAAGUUCUUCUUGCACUGCUUUAGACGACAGACAAGAUGAUGUUCGAUUACUACUGGUGUGUCCACAAUGUCGUAUAGUUGCUUCAUUAUCUUCGAAGUGUUAUGUCUGAUGUUGCUGAUUUGUUGUCCAAAAGUGAUUUAAGCACUUUCGUAUGUAAAGCAUGUAAUUUUCCACUUAAUGAGAUUAAUGCCCUGCUCCUGCUGUAUACUUUCACAUUGACAAGGCUUGAUCAUGUUAUUUCCAUUUCUUAGCUUCUCUAAGAUACAC